AUGCAGCAACUGGACUCGCUGUCUCGGACGAGUCCAGCCUAUCGGAGGACCUUACGCGAGCUCAGAUCGGUGUGCGGAAAGAACGGAAUGUUGCCAAGAUCGUGUUGGCUGUUGGAUCCUAUCCGAUCUACCGAUGAAGGCCCUCGCUCGUUCGGAGGCUUUGCGGACGUUUGGCGGGGCACGCAUAACGGGGUGACGGUCGCGUUGAAGCUCAUGCGACUGAAUUACGGUGAACAAGCGGAAUUUGGUAAGGUACUCUGCAAAGAAGUCGUCAUGUGGCGGAGACUUUCGCAUCCAAACAUUGUGCCAUUUCUGGGCGUAGCCUAUUGGCGUCAACGAAUAUGCAUCGUCUCGCAAUGGAUGGAGCACGAAGACGUGAUGUCCUACCUCAAACGUUUCCCGCAGGCAAAUAGAUUAGCAAUGAUCACAGACAUCGCCCGUGGAUUGAAGUACAUGCACGAGAGUGGGGUCGUACAUGGUGAUAUGAAGCCUCGCAACGUUCUCAUAGACAGUGCCCGUCGCGCACGAUUGAGCGACUUUGGUUUAGCCGUAACCGCGUUCGGGACACAGUCGCUUGCCCUAGAAUCUGGGACCUCCUCUCAUUCGGGUACCGUACGAUACAUGGCUCCCGAGCUCUCCGACCAAAGGGCAGAGGGCCAGGGGUUAACGAAGGAAGCGGAUGUGUAUGGAUUUGGGAUGACCUCAUGGGAGAUAUUCGAUGGCAGGAUCCCCUUCCCUGAGCUACGAUCCGACUAUGCGGUGCUGAUUAAAGUCCAACGAGGUGAACGGCCGUCUCGCCCAGCAGUGGAAUUGGUAGACAAUGUGUGGGCGUUGAUGAAGGCAUGCUGGUGUGAUGAUCCAUCAGCGCGACCUUCCUCGACGUACAUUCUCACUCAACGUGAGGGCCCGUAUGACACUCGAUAUUGA
Messenger RNA from Punctularia strigosozonata HHB-11173 SS5, 927 nucleotides. Its product is annotated as kinase-like protein. NCBI's taxonomy places the organism in Eukaryota, Fungi, Basidiomycota, Agaricomycetes, Corticiales, Punctulariaceae. The transcript is spliced from 5 exons. Gene Ontology annotation, biological process: protein phosphorylation. Bases 1 to 927 code for a protein of 308 amino acids. Gene Ontology annotation, molecular function: protein kinase activity; ATP binding. The record is from RefSeq and is a predicted model, not a curated record.